This is a messenger RNA of Eremothecium sinecaudum, 1647 nucleotides long. RefSeq names its product DNA-binding transcription factor CRZ1 (gene CRZ1). The transcript has a single exon. NCBI's taxonomy places the organism in Eukaryota, Fungi, Ascomycota, Saccharomycetes, Saccharomycetales, Saccharomycetaceae. Gene Ontology annotation, biological process: regulation of transcription by RNA polymerase II. Gene Ontology annotation, molecular function: RNA polymerase II cis-regulatory region sequence-specific DNA binding; DNA-binding transcription factor activity, RNA polymerase II-specific. The record is from RefSeq and is a predicted model, not a curated record. Bases 1 to 1647 code for a protein of 548 amino acids.
AUGAGCUUUGAGGAUUAUGGCAACGCCCAAGAUAUUGGGAAAGACGGUACUAAAUACCAUAAUCAGGAGAACCAACGUGAACUUUACUUGACCGAUCAUAGCAAAUUAAGGCGAAAUAGCAAAGGUGGUGCCCAGUGGUUGCAGGUGAGAAUGCCUGGCAAUAAUGAAAAGGGGGGUGAUCAGCUUUAUAAUACACUUUAUACUGCACAUCCAGAGGAGUUCUCAGUUCCCGAAGUUGUUCUUUUGCCAUAUGGAGAGAGUUCAGAGGGCGUGAAGUAUGUUGACAGCAAGAAUAGGACUGUGCAGACACCGCGUAUAAACAUAGAAACACCUCAAGAAACUUCUCAGUGGUAUCCGCAGAGGUCGCCGGGAUUAGAUUUGCAGUCUUCCGGAAACAUGAAUAAUGACUCAAAUCUGACAGAGUUCAACUCUUUCAAUACUCCUUCACAGGAUAACAAGUUCCAAUAUAGGGAUGGUUUUUCAAAUGCGCCAGAUUUUCCUCACUCUCCUAUAGGGCUAUCACCCUCGAUGAACAGAGGAGAGUAUGAUGCAUGGCCGCGUAUGAGCUAUUUAAAGAAAGCUAGCGAUGACCUUGAUGAAAUACUGAGUCUACAUUCAGUAAAUACGGAUGCAUCGGAGUACCUACAGGUCCAUAACAUGGACGAAGUGAAUGAAAUACUAAGAGAUACGAAUGACUUUCUUCGUGCAUCCGAAGUUGCUUCGCAAUGUUCAAACCCAGGUACUUCUGGUAAUGUCAAUAGUCUUAUUCAGAAUACUCCACUGAUAAAUGUUCAAAAUGCAUCUUCUGGGAACUUACCUCUCUCAAGUGUUAGCGUUACGCCAUCUCCGAGAACCUCAUUCAAUGAGGGGGAAACACGACCACAUAUAGACUUUUUAACCGUUCACAACGAGGAUUUUACUGUCCUCACGGAUGAUGAUGAUUUGGAUGACCAUGGGAAAAUGUAUCUGGGGCGGAAGUCAAGACAUCGGAAUUCCAGCAGAUCUGCAAGGUCGCGUUCUUCUGGCCGAAGUUUGUCUCCGGACGAGAAAGCUCGUUCACUCAGCAAAAACAGGGAGAAAUUACUAGAAUUGGCUGCAUUGCAGGUCCCGGGCUAUUCGGGUUCAACUGCAACCGCUAGUUCGGCACAUUCACAUAGUUCUGCCUCAUCGCUUAACAACUACGCAGCUCAGUUAUCAACGCCGUUGGAUGAAGGGGAAACUGCAUUAAAUUUAUCGGGAAACACUAGGCGAAAGUCAAUACAGAAAAAUCCUGCCAUUUACUCUUGUGAUCUUUGCGAUAAGAAAUUUACCAGGCCUUAUAAUCUGAAGUCUCAUUUACGGACACAUACGGAUGAGCGUCCAUUUUCCUGUAAUGUUUGCGGGAAAGCAUUUGCAAGGCAACACGAUCGUAAGAGACACGAAGAUCUACAUUCAGGAAAGAAACGGUACGUUUGUGGAGGUAACUUAAAGGACGGAACUGCAUGGGGAUGCGGUAAAAAGUUUGCUAGAAGCGAUGCCUUAGGAAGGCACUUCAAGACGGAUAGUGGUCGCAGAUGUAUUGCGCCGCUGUAUGAAGAAGCGUCCCGCGAACGUGCGGCUCAAAAUCUCGCACCUCCAUCGGAAAACGAACAGUUGUGGUUAAGUUAA